AAGUACUUUUUAAAGCACCAUUAACGAGAAUGGAGAAGUUGCAGUAAACCAUAAACAAGGAAUGGAUUUUAAUCGACUCCUAUACUGUAAAUAAUUGAUGAUUUAGCGUAAAUAUGGCUUAAAAUGAUUCUCAUAUGCAUUAAGAGCUCUUAGGUAGUUUAAUUUGCUAAGCAAAGAUGGAAUGGUGCAAGAAAUGGCUAGGGAAUCUCAACAAUGUAGGCCUACUCUACUUCCUGUUCAUGCUGGUGAAGACGACCGUCGGCAAUACUGCGGAACUCGUGAACCGCGUGGAAGAGGCCACUGAAGUCAAAGUUGAGAGAUCUCAUGUUGUUGACAGUCAGGUUUUGCUGAUGUUUAUUGGCUUGCUAAUAGCCACAAUCCUCACCAUUUGGCUUUUCAAAGUGAAGAGAUUCCGAUACAUGCACGAAAGCGGAUUGUCUAUGAUAUAUGGGAUGAUUAUUGGGCUAAUUGUGAAAUAUGCUGGAGCGGGUCCAACUGCAGUUGGUGUCCCUGUCACCUUGAUAAAUAAAACAACAGCUCCUCAGACCCUCUGGGUAUCGAUUGGCAAUUAUUCAAAGUUUUCAUACCAGUUAAAAGGUGUUCUCAGAACUGUGACAACAAAAGCUGGCUCAGAGUUAGAAGACAUGGCCGUUUUUGACCCAGAGAUAUUCUUUUAUGUUCUUCUUCCUCCAAUCAUCUUCUUUGCUGGAUUCAAUAUGCAGAAGAGGUUUUUCUUUCGAAAUCUUGGUGCAAUUUUGAUGUAUGCGUUUGUUGGUACGACAAUAUCCACAGUGAUUUUCGGAGCAAUGAUAUAUGGGUACACAAACAUGGUUCACAGUGAAUACUAUGCCACAUUUGACUUCCAGAAGUGUUUGAUGUUUGGCUCCUUAAUAUCAGCAACUGAUCCUGUAACUGUGUUGGCAAUUUUCCAUGACAUGCACGUUGAUGUUGAUCUCUACGCCCUGAUGUUUGGGGAAAGCGUGAUGAAUGAUGCUGUUGCCAUUGUUCUUUACAGAACGGUCGAGUCCUACACAGCGUCAGGGCUCGCUGCAGAGCCAGUCUUCGCAGCAAUUGGCCAGUUCAUCGGUGUAUUCGGUGGCUCGUUUUUGCUGGGCUGCCUAAUGGGCCUAGUCACUGCAUUAGUAACAAAACUGACCAACAUUAAGCAGUUCCCACAGCUUGAAACAGCCCUGUUUGCUCUGAUGUCUUACAGUACAUUUCUGCUAGCUGAAAUAGCUCAAUUGACUGGUAUCGUGGCUGUUUUGUUUUGUGGCAUCGCCCAAGCACAGUACACAUAUCCAAAUUUGUCAGACGAUUCAAAAGCAGCUACAAAGCAAAUGUUUGGUUUGCUAAAUUUUCUCUCGGAAAAUUUCAUCUUUCUCUACAUGGGCCUAACCGUGUUUACAUUUCCGCAACAUCAGUGGCAAGACGUUGGCUUUAUGGCGUGGUCUUUUCUCGCGAUGGCUAUCUCAAGACUUUUCAACAUUUACCCAUUAAGUUUCAUCCUGAAUCUACAAAGGAAGAAAAAGAUUCCUUGGAACUUUCAGCAUAUGUUGUUUUUUGCAGGCCUGAGAGGAGCAGUCGCCUUCGCACUGGCCAUCCGCAAUACCUCGAGCAUUCCACGGCAGCUCAUGUUGACAACUGUUUUGGUCAUUGUACUCGCUACUGUUAUCUUCAAUGGCAGCCUAACUUUACGUGCGCUGCAGUUUCUGGAUAUCAGGGUUGGGGUGGAUCCUGAAGAAGAAUUAAAGAAAGAUUUCACUCCGGAUACAAGUGGACCGAACGCAGGCCAGAUUCCAUAUGAACGGUCACCACUUGUAAGGAUGUGGAGGAGAUUCGAUGAAAAGUAUAUGAAACCGCUAUUCACUAAUACUGGCCGACCGAUUCAUGAAGCCUUUCCGAAAUGCUGUCAGCCAUUCUUAAAGUGUUUGUCCGGCACUAAGGAGGAGCAGAACGACAAUACAGCUAUAAUAGACGAUGACGAACUAUUGAAUGUCACUAUGGAGCAAAACGCAGUGUCUCAGAGGAAGGAGUCCCCGUCGAAAGGCCGUGGUAGCUUAGAGGAUGAAUCGUCUGAUCUUGGAGAUGGCUCGAGAGUACAGCUUGAUGCCUCGGCUUUGAGAAUGGAGAUACUUACAUGAAAUGGACAGCUGUUUAGAAAGUGGGUAUUUUAUUGCAAGGGUUUGAUUUAUUGUACUUUUUCAAUCAUAUAACUUAAUUUUAGGCACGUUUUCAAGUAAUGGUACGUUCUCGUUUGCCAGGGAUCAGAUUUGAUGUUUACUCAGACACCAUUUCCUCGCUUUUGACCCUUGACCUUUGACUUCAUUAUUUACCUCGAAGUCUAUGAUGACCUGCUGUUCAUUGGUAGAUUUUUAGUUUUUUUCAAUUACCUGGAGAGAUGCAACGAUUUACAACCGCAAGUGCUCAAUGCGAUGAUCUAUGCUAUCCAUUAGGCCUCGCUUGCAUGCGUCCUUACUAGCCAAAUAUAGAAUAUUCAGAAUUGAAAAGACCAAGCUUCAUGUGCAGUGACCAGAUUUUUUCGUAACUAAUCAAAGAAACUCUGCUGCUGUUAGAUCGAAGUCCAGACAACCAAUGACAACUCACAUAGGCAUGAUCAUUGCACAUAGAUAAUAUCAUAUCAUCUAGGUUGGAAAAUUAAGUAUGCGCCAAGCAGAACCAUAAGAACAUUCGAUUUCUUGAUCCUAGGUAUCCAGUAUUUUCUGCAGUGUAUUUAUGAAACUCGUCUGAUCUUCAAUAGCUGCGUCUGAUCUUCAUUAACUUGGUAUAGAAAUUAAAACUGUUUUUAUGCACUGUCAUUUGGUUGUUAAAGGUUACAGUCAAGUGACAACUAUCGGUAAUAGAUCAAUUUGUUGUAUUCACUUUGAUCGAUCCUAUUUUUUUAAUGGCGAAAUGACGCUCUUCAUAAUACAAAAUAGCACAUGACUGAAUUCAGACAGAUGGAUUCUUAAUGCUCUUUCUUUUGGAAAGUAGUUUAACUUAGAACAAAAUACUCUACCUACGAGAAAUUUAGAAUAUGCAACUGAAAGAUCACACGGAGAAAUCGUUGGCUUUCGAAGAUAAAUCUUUGACUUUCGGACCCAAUUCUUUGGCUUUUAUAGAGACAUCAUCGAUUUCCAUAACGUUGACUUUUAUUUCAGCAUUGCAGUACGAAUCAAAUCAAUAUUUACCAUCUUUUGAUUCUGAUUAGCUUUGAAUGCAUCUUGCCUGAUUCGGUUGGUUGGUCAAGCUUCCUUCAAGCAUAAAAUAUUAAGAAUUUGAAGUUUUAAGAAAUUCUUUGGAAGGAAUUUAAGUUUGGCUCUAAGGAGCUUUCCAGCUCUUAACUCUGUCAAAUGGACCACCAUCCGUCAAACAAUUCUGCUAUGGUCAAUUUACUUUAGAAAGUGUUCAUAAAAUGACUCCUAUUGUGAUUUUUCAUUGGGGCUGAUACUCUCUUUGGAUCUUAGAUACUGUAAAAGAAUUGUAGCUAAGUUAGAGUCAAUUAAGAAAUAAGUUAAACAUCGCGUAAUUUGGAUGGUUCAUUUUUUUAUUUAUUAUUUAGUUCCAUUAAAGUUUCAUUAAAAUUCGUUUGAUUUGCAAGCCUGACACCAUAUUUUCAUUCUUAGCACCCAACCGAAUUUUCUUUGCUUUAUUAUUUUCUUAGUUUUGUGCUCGUAUGACGGAAAUAUUUUGCCACUGCAUCUCUCAGCCAAGGCAACACUAACGUCUUUAAAGAGAGUUUCCAUUAGCCAAUGUAUAGCACCAUAGCGAGAGAGGGUAUUGCCUUUAUGGGUGAUACGCUCUCGUUUUGUGCUGUGCGACAUGCAAAUAUGCAGAGCCCAUCAUUGACUUCAUUUUCAUCAUAAGCAUUUUUCCAUUAAAUCUAAAACAAUGACAGCAGUUUGAUCUUCUUAGCGAAUCUUGACAGAUCUUGUAGACAGGUUGGUGGGAAAGUUUAUUGUAGUAUUUGAUCACAACAUUUUAAAGACCAGUUGGUGUAUUCAGAAUGACAUCCAUAGUUGAUGAUUCGAUCUCCAUCCUUUAUAUAAAAAUGUUUUUAUCGAUUAUUCUUGUUGUAUCGAUUAUUCUAGGACUGUUGCCUUGGCUAAAGAUGGGUGGUUGUUAUCUAGCUAAGUUGGAAUACGUUUAAGAUAGAACAUUUUACUCGAUAAAAUUAAAAUUGUUUAGAUUAAUUAUAGAUUUCCAUUAUUGUUCGUCAGAUUUUUCUUCUUGUGAUCGCUUGAUGCAAUGUAAUUAAAUUUUAUACAAUAUAAUAUAUCAAUUGGUCUUA
Molecule: messenger RNA, 4288 nt
Organism: Rhopilema esculentum
Lineage: Eukaryota; Metazoa; Cnidaria; Scyphozoa; Rhizostomeae; Rhizostomatidae
Product: sodium/hydrogen exchanger 9
Biological process (GO): regulation of intracellular pH; sodium ion import across plasma membrane; potassium ion transmembrane transport
Cellular component (GO): recycling endosome; plasma membrane
Molecular function (GO): potassium:proton antiporter activity; sodium:proton antiporter activity
Source: RefSeq, a predicted model, not a curated record